AUGUUGGAUCAUCGAAGGAAUGAAGAAAGAAGGGAAUCAGGAAGAGAUGGAUUAGUGGCAGUGGCAGUUGACAAAGAUAAAUUCAGCAAAUAUGCUCUCAAAUGGGCUGCUGAACAUCUUCUCCGCAGAAACCAAACCGUCAAACUCAUCCAUGUUCUUCAUCGAUCAGGAGGGAAUGAUGAGGAACUGAUUCAACAGCAUCCUGAUAAUCAAACCAUGGAUGUCUUUCUUCCAUUUCGUUGCUUUUGUACGCGCAGAAAUUUACAAUGUGAAUUGGUAGUACUUCAGCAUCAGAAUGUGGCAAGAGCGCUCAUCGAAUACGUUUCCAAUCAUGCAGUCAAAACAUUGUUGCUUGGUUCCCCAUCAAAGAAUGGCCUCACCAGACUAUUCAAGGCUACAGAUAUUCCAAGUACAGUAAUGAAAUGGGCACCCGAUUUUUGCAAUGUAUAUAUUGUUUCAAAAGGAAAGUGUCAUGCUGCACGAUCUGCCACUCGUCCAUUCCCACCUAUUUUAGCUGGAGAAGUACCACACCCUCAAAUCCUCCCUACAAACAUCUCCAAUGAAGAAGUCACUAUAGCGUGUGAUGAGUUUUCAGCUCCAGAGAGAGGGGACUCGUAUAUAAAUUCUGGAAGGCCAAGCACGGAUAGCACUUUUUUCGCCUUCUAUGAAAAUCUGGGAAUGAAUCCUUCAAGGAAUUCAGCAUCCUCCAGGGCUCCACAUAAUUCUCUUUCUGAAAUUCCAUCAGGCUCUUUUGACAGUGAAAGAGCUUCUGAUUCUUCUCAGAAUACGGAUGAUACUGAUGAGGAGAUUAAACGGCUUAAGAUGGAGCUUAAGCAAACAGUGGAAAUGUACCAUACACUCUACAAAGAAACACUAGCUGCCAAAGAUAAGGCAAUUCAAUUGGAGCAAUGGAAAAUGAAAGAAGAGAAAAGAUUACAGGAGCUACUGCUUGCUGAGGAAAGGGACCAAGCAAAAUAUAAGGCUGCAAUUGAGGCAUCUGAAGCAGCUCAGAAAAUUCUGAAGUUAGAGAUACAACAUAGGGUGAAAGCAGAAAUUAGAUCACUCAGAGAGGCUGAAGAGAAAACAAAGGAAGCAGGGACGUUAAACCCUAAAAACAGCCAGCUGGUGGAGAUGAUUAGAACAAUGGUUGCACAAGUGGUGCAACAGAAUGUGGUUGAGUUGAGGAAUCAGCAACCAACCUUACAAAACCUUGACCAGCCACGCUUGACCGAUAUCGCCGACAGGUCAGAAUUCAGUUGGUGA
Messenger RNA from Pistacia vera, 1263 nucleotides. RefSeq names its product U-box domain-containing protein 35-like. Lineage: Eukaryota; Viridiplantae; Streptophyta; Magnoliopsida; Sapindales; Anacardiaceae. The record is from RefSeq and is a predicted model, not a curated record. The transcript is spliced from 8 exons. The coding region runs from base 1 to 1263 and encodes 420 amino acids.